CGGCACAGUCUGGCACGCUUUGAAUCAUCCUCAAACAAAACAAUUCAGCACAUAACACAAAACCCGUUCAAAGAGAGGUUACAUGCGUUGUUAUUUAUGUUUAUACGUGUGUUAUAUGUAAUUUCAACGUUACUUGUUGAUGAUAAAAAUUAUUAAAGAUGGAUUUGCCGGCAACGCAAUUAAUAAACGAGGACGAUGAUGAUACCUCGUCCCAGUCAUUUAAUUCAUCACAAACUACCCCUAAGAGGGUUCACCAGGUCGCUAAUUUGUGUAUUGGGGAUAAAAAGUAUCCAGUUUUUCGAGGCAUUAAUAAAAUUGGUCGUAAUCCUGGAUGUGACAUUUGUAUUAAUGAUUUAACUGUUUCGAAAAAUCACGCAGAAAUUGAAAUUAAUAAACAUUGUUAUUAUAUUUGUGAUUUACGUUCAUCAAAUAAAACCCGAAUCAAUAAUGAAAUAUUACGACCAGAUCGUUUUUAUCAAAUAGUUGAUGGUUCAAGAUUAACUUUCGGAGUUAUUAAUGCCCGGUUUUUAUUGCUCAGAGAUAACAAUGAUUCAAUUAUUGUACCAGAAACACCAGCACCUGGUCUUAAAAUUCGUUAUGAUGGUAACAAGUCAUCAAUUACAGACAGCGAUGAUUCUGUAAUUCUUGGAACUCAAGAGGCUAAAGAUGAUGGUGUCUUUGCUAAACCAUCAUUACCAAUUCGUAGUCCUAGUUCACGAGACGCUCGUGGUAAUAAAAUACGCAGACAAUUAAAUACCAGCAUCCAUGACAUUGAAACACAGAAAUUUGAUCAACCUAAUGAAAAUAAUGAUCCAGCUAUUUUUGAUUGUGAAACACAAAAAAUAAAUAAUUCUACAUCAGAUUUAGAUAAAGUUAAUUCAAUUUAUGAUGUAAACACACAGCAGUUGGAUCAUGAUAAAGUUAAAAAAGAUAUUUUUGAAUUGGAAACACAAAAAUUAGAUGCUGAUAAAGUGGAUGUUGAUGGAUCAGAUAUUUAUUGUAUGAGUACGCAGCCAGUCAAUGGGGCGGAUCAUAACAACCGUAUUUAUGAUUUGGAGACACAAAAAAUUGAUUCAAAAGCUGAUGAGGCUUCAAGUCUUUAUGAUGUAGCAACGCAAAGAAUGAAUGCAGAUGAUGAAGAUGAUGAUAUAUAUAAUUGUGAAACACAGCGUAUUAAUAAACAGUUUGAAAUUACAAUAAGUAAAUUUAAGAAGAAUCGAAUUCCCAGUAAGAGCACGAGCGUUCAGAAUGAAGCAGCUUUGGUUCUACAAAAAUAUGAUGAUAAGAAAGUUGAUGAAGGCGACAAGAAGCUACAAAACGUAAGUACAUCAAUCGUCGAGGACUCGGAAAUGGAUGACGAGCUUCUCGAUGAUGAUAAUAAUAAAUUAAAGCAAAGUUGUUCUUCGGUUCAUCAAAGUAAUGGAAAAAUGAAUUCGGAAACUAUUAAUAAUGAUGCCUGUAAAAAAUCUAAUAAUAAUCUACCUUCGACAUCAACCAAUGCACAGUCUCAUAUUAUCGCUGAGACAGAUGAUGAAUCUGAAACGGAUGAUGAGGAAGUGUUAGUUAAUAUAAAAAAUAAUGAACAAAGUAAAAAUAAUAAUAAUAAUAAUAAUAAUAAUAAUAAUAAUAAUAAUAAUAAUAAUAAUAAUAAUAAUAAUAAUAAUAAUGAGGCUGGUAGUGGGUCGGAAACAGAUGAUGAAGAAGCGUUGGUUAAUUCACAUAAUAAUGAACAAAAUAAAACAAAUAAUGAUAAGAUUGAUAACGAUUCAGAAACAGAUGAUGAAAAUUAUCUCGAAUCGUUAAAAUCUACGAAACCAGAAUCUUCUACUACGGCGAGUAUUAAUGUAAAUAAUUUAAUGAUUAGAAAAGUUGAUGAUAAUUUAGAAAAUAAUGCAUGUCCAAGUCCAGUGCUUGUUGAUUUUUCUAAAAUUCAACAACCUGGUAUGGGAACAAAUGAUAAUGAUGAUGAAACAGAUGAUGAUGAAAUUUAUAUGACACCUAAUCAGUUGGUGUCACCUCGACAAAAAGAAUUAUCAAAAGUUCAAAAAGAGCCGUCGGGUCUUGAACGAUAUGACACAGCACCAUCUACAGUAACAACUGGACCAACGAAUUUAAAUUUACCGCGAAAUAGUGAAGUUGAUUGUGAUCCUGAUGCACUUACUCAAAUUAUUCCGUCAUUAAAAAAUAAUGCAUGUGAAAAAAUAAAUAAAUCAAUUAGAAAUAGUAAUGAUAAUAAAGUUUGUGAUGACUUGGCGUCAACUCAAGUAAUAAAUGUACAAAGUGAUGAUAAAUUUGCUGAAGAAAAUGAUGAUGAGACUGAUGAUGAAGAAUUAAAUCAACAUCUGUCUCUUAAUAAACAAUUAGUUGAUAAAAAUAAUAAAGGAUCAGUCAAUAAUAAUAAUAAAAAGCAUGUUAAUGAAGUUGAUGAGUCAGCAGCAACGCAGAUUGUUGAUUUUUCAAAUAAAAAUAGUAAGAAUCAUGAAAUGGAUACUCAAAAAAUUAGAGAAACACAACACGAUGAUCUAGAGCCAACUCAAAUUAUUGAUUUCCAACCAUCUGUUUCCACGAAGCAUCAAACGAAUAAGCAAUCGAGUGAUAAAAAUAAAGGAGAUAAUGAUAAGGAUUUAGAUGAUUUAAAUAAUGCACCAACACAAAUUAUAAAUUUUGAUAAUAAAUCAGAGAAAUCUAAUGAUAGAUUUGACAGUAGUGAUUCAGACGAUGAUAGAUCAAUUAGUCCAACUACAAAUCGUCGGAGCUCACGUAAAGCAGCAUCUUCGACUCCCGUUUCUUCAUCAGUUGCUAGGAAAAAAAGUUUGUUUGGUUUAAAAAAUCUUCGAGUUAAUCUCGAUAAAAUAUCAGAUCCGCAAAAUGAUUCAGUUACUGAUAAACAAAAUAUAAAUUUGCAGUCGGAUAAUAAAAAAAUUAAUCAUGAUAAAAAAACAGAUUUAAAUGAUGAUAAUAAUUUACACGAUGAUAGUAUAGCUAAAAAUUUAGAUGCAAUGUUUGGUGGUAGUAAUGAUGAUGAACUUGAGGAUCCAAUGCCGCUUCCAACUCAGCAGCUUGAGGAAAUUUUAAGUGAUGUACCUGAAAAAUUAUGUAAUGUUAAUAAUUUUAAGAAAUCCAAUAGUCAAGAUAGUAAAAAGAAUUUACGAAACAAUAAAAAAAUUUGUGAACCCCGGGUGGAUUCACGUGCAUCGACACCUGAUACGCAAGAAGUUUACUUUGCUAGUUUGUCUUCCAAGAAGAAGAAGAAAAGUAAUUUAAUUAUCGAUAGUCAGGGAAGCUCUGAUUCACAAUCGGCUAGUAAUCGUCAACGUAACCUGACGAAAGAGGUCGUUUACGCUCCAGGUACUGCUGGAUUUUCAAAUGGAGUCGCGGUGAACAGUGAUGAGUCCGUUGGAGCAAUGGAAUCACCGACAAAAAAACUCAAACCAAAUGCUAAAAAUGGAGAAAAAGGUGUCAACUCUGAUAAUGAAAGUAAGAAAACGGUCGAUCCAGUUAAUGAGGAUGAUUUUUUUGCAGGGUUACCCAAAGUUCGUAUACCUGGUACUGAUUCUUAUCCAGGUAGUCCCAUUAGUUCAUCAGAUAGUGAGGAUGAUUAUUCGAUAUCUCAAGUUUCUAAGAUACUUGAAAAACAAAUGGCUGAAAUAAAAGCAAGGGAAGGUGACGAUAGUGAUGGCGAUGAGGGUGUUUUUUAUAAUUUAAAAAAAAAAUCUGAACAAUCCAAAUCAAAAAUAACUGGUAUGGAUACUCCAUUACCUAAAAUAAAAAAUAUUGAUGAUAGUAAUUCUUCAUCGGACAGUGAAGUUGAUUUUGCCCGUUUAAAACAACUGGCAGAUCGACUUCUUGACGCUAAUGAUAAAGAAAAAAUUUUGACAGGUCUCAAAGGAGUUGGAAGUAACAAUAAAAAAGAUGUAAAACAGAAUAAAAAAGAACUCACUGCGAAAGCUACUACUUCCAACGUCACUAACAAGAAACCAUUAAGAAAACGUACUUUUCCAAAAAAAUUUACUGACGGAACAUUUGCUACUGAUAAAAAUACUUUGGACGAUGAUGAUCAAGAUAAAGUUCCGGUACCUGCGAAGCGUUCUCGUAAAACGCGGAAAAUCUCCGAGUCUGAUAGAUCUAUAGCAUCAGUUAGUUCAACUGCUGAAGCGCAAAAGUAUCAAGUUGAAAAGAAAAAAAAUACUACUGCUAAAAAAUCAAAGAUAACGGAUAUUGAUGAAAUAAAUUUGCUUAAUCCAUUAGUCAAUUUAGGUCCUAAAGAACAAAAAGCUCAAGUAGAGCCAAAGAAAAAGACUGCUGCUAAACGACCAGAUAAAACAGAUAUUGAUAAAACUAAUUUGCAAAGUACAUCAGCUAGUUCUGGUGGUGAAGAGAAAUCAGUUAAAUUGGAGUCCAAGAGAAAGGUUGUAGCUAAACGAGCAAAGAAAGUUGAUGAAGAUCAAAGCAAUUUGCUUGACUCUUCUACUUCGUCAACAGUAUCCUCAAGCAGUACAUUGAACAGUACAGCUAAAUCAAAAAGAUCAAUAGCCAGUAGUAUUAUGGAUUCUCCAUCUACUUCUGCUCGUUCAAGACACAGCGUUCGUCCAGCUGAUAAAAUGCAAUAUAAAAUAAUGUUCACUGGUAUUAGUUAUGAAGAUUAUGAAUCGGCGAUUCAGAGACUCGGUGGAUCGAUAACUAAUGAUCCAAUGACAGGAACAAUUUUAGUAACCGAUAAAGUUCGCAGAACUUUGAAAUUUAUUUGCGCAAUUUCACGCAGUGUUCCUAUAGUUUCUGAGCAGUGGAUAAGCGCAAGUAUUGCAAAUAAUAAAUUCGUUGAUACUAAUAAGUAUAUUCUGAACGAUAAAGCUGCUGAAGCUAAAUUUGGAUUUAAUUUACAACAGAGUUUGAUUAAAUCUAAAGAUAAUAAACUAUUGCAUAAUACUACGUUCAUUAUAACAACUGGCGUAAAUCAACCGAGCGUUAAUGAACUCAAAAAUAUGAUACAAGUUUCGGGAGGUAAAGCUUUAAUACGAGCUCCUAAAACAUGGUCACCAAAUACGUAUAUCAUCAGUUGUCCUGAAGACGUUCCGAAAUUGAAAAAAUUAAUAUCAAAUAUACCAAAAAAUAUUGUAGUUCCGGUUGUUACUACUGAAUUUUUGCUAAUUGGUAUUCUUCAACAAAAAUUAAAUAUAAAGGAACAUAAGCUCAGUUUUUAAAAGUAAUACUAUUAAUUCAAAAAAUUGGGCUUAAGUGUAAUGUAAUUAUAUUUUUAUAAUAUGAAAAUUAAUAUUUAUAUGAUAAACUUAGUAUAAGAAACAAAAAAAUUAUUAUUACACUUAAAUAUUAUUUUAAAAUUAAUAUUAAACUUACAUUAUUUUUUUAUAAAUCUCAUAUAUUAAAUUAUAUUAAAUAUAAAUUAGUUAUAAUUAAAUUUAUGUAAGGUAAAAGAUCUAGUACCCGAUCAGGGAACUAU
Microplitis demolitor is the source of this 5458-nucleotide messenger RNA. RefSeq names its product protein PFF0380w (gene mu2). The record is from RefSeq and is a predicted model, not a curated record. Lineage: Eukaryota; Metazoa; Arthropoda; Insecta; Hymenoptera; Braconidae. The transcript has 9 exons. Gene Ontology annotation, molecular function: protein binding. The coding region runs from base 159 to 5201 and encodes 1680 amino acids.